AUUGACAGACUGACAGCAAGAGUCAGACUUGAUUCAAAGCCAAGGACUGAAUAAUUGAUAUUUAAUAUUGAAAUUUCUAUUCCUGAUUUUUGAUUGCAACAACUCUUCACUACGGGUGUUUGGAACUUUUCUGCUGCAGAUUCAAAGUUUGCCGUCAUCUGAGUUGCAAGUAAAUUUUGUGACUUUUUGUGACAGUGUGAUACUGAAGAUUUGGAAGACACAGAUCUAGUCAAAGAAAAAUCAAAUUAUCUAAAUAUCAAGGGGAAAUUCUCUGGCUGAAGCAGAGGAAUAAAAGAUGGAAGAACUGAAACAGCGAGGGGAGAAAAGAGAUGAAAGACACAGGGAUACAUGGGAUCCAUUCCAGCUGAACCCAGUGGGUGCCAAGAAGGAAAAGGGUAGAGGAUGUUUUCAAGUGGCCCAGUAUCUGGUGGCUUUUAUUGUGGGGUUGGCGGUCUUGACAAGUGCGGUCAUCGCUAAGGGAUCUCUCUUGGUCAUGUCAACACUGUGCAGUAAAACAUCACUGCGCAGCCCAAAAGAAAAGCAGUUCUACACACUGAUGUUGGUUUUCUCCUUGGUUUUCCCAAACUUCCUGGUGUUCAUAAAAUCACUGUGGAGAUGUACCUUCAAGAGCUUUGUAAAUCCCAACAAAAAGACCAUGUUGUGUAUCUGUGCUAUUGAGUGCCUGGUAUCUCUUGGUACUUCAGUCCUGGUGCUAGUUGUUAUGCCUCAGUUUGACGUGUUGACUAAUCUUUUCAUCAGUGGAGGAGUCUGCAUAUGCUCUGCCUUCAUGCAGAUUGUCUUCAGACUACAGAGAGAAAAGUGGAAAAUUAUAUUCCCAAUAUGCUCCCUCUUUUUUACACUUGCAGGUUACGGUCUCCUGAUCUUCGACUACCACGUUCGUGUAUCAUUAUAUGUGGACAGACAGAGCUCCGACUGCUUUGUCUAUAUUGGGAUUGGAAUUGCCUCUUCACUGCUCAUCUCCCUGUGCUGGUGGGAAAAUCCUCUGCAAGCUACCAACCGCUUGCAGGAUAAACUGUCAGAACUGGACGGUUUCAGGGACUUUGUGUUUGUCAUCAGCAGCAUUCUGAGAAUAAUUGUGAUUGGAGGGGUGUACCUGGUAUAUCACUGGCUGAUUCAGAGGUCCAUUGAGUGGUCAGACUUUAAUUUGAAUGAAGAUGACUGGAGAUUACUGCGAAUAGGACUGGGGCUGUUUACCUUACAGGCCUUCUGUUCAGCAGCCUGCCACUGGUUAGGGGUGGUGGCCUGUAAGAUUCAUGCAGUCAAGAUGAGUUUUGCAAUGCCAGUGUGCUGCACAGGUCCUGCAGUGCUGCUGGUGGGAAUGAUACUUUUCAUAACACAAGUAGAAGAAUUGGAAGGCGCAAAUCAUGGGAGCCUCAUGGAGUUUUGUGAAAGCUUGGUCUUCAUACGUAAUGAGGACACAACACCAGUGGUCAUACUGGAGAUUUCCAGAAGCAUCUGUCGUACUUCACUUAACAGCUACUACUUGCAGUGGCCUUUUUCAGUACUGGCAUUAGAGGGAGUGUGUAUGUGGUUAGGUUUCAUUUCCUGUACCUACUACGUAUGGAAGAUCAAGGUGCAGCGCAUAGAGCGAACCUCUCAGCUCUUUGUUCGCCGACUCUAUGAAUCUGCAUUCAUCGACCUAUCACUGCUGCUCAACACCAAGAUGAAGGUGUCACGUGCCCAGACCAACGAGAGCAAUGAUGAGAUGCAGAACUCUGUCAUCUAUCUGUGUGCCACCAUGUGGCACGAGACAUAUGAUGAAAUGUUGGCGAUUCUCACCUCCAUGUUCAGGUUGGACCGCUAUCGUGGCGAUCCAAAGGAGAAACAUAAUGACUGUUUUGAUUUUGAGUGUCACAUUUAUGUAGACGAUGCCUUCAUGACUGAAAAGGGGACAGAGAAAAGGCUGGUUAAUUCUUAUGUUGAGGACUUAAUACACGUGGUCGUAGAGGUUUAUAGGGUGUUUACCAACAAGGAGCCAGAUGAUGUGUCAAUCAUCGAGACUCCCUAUGGUGGCAGGCUGAUUGUUGUCAUGCCUGACGGCAACAUGCUUUUUAUUCACCUGAAGGACAAGUGUCUCAUCAGGAACAAGAAAAGGUGGUCACAGAUAAUGUAUCUGUAUUAUCUACUUGGCUGGAAAGGCUACAUUGUCAAGAACCCUUCGAGGAUCCCGAACCACAAUAACCCAUGUAAAUCCCAUUUGAUCUCUGCUGACGGCGAGAGCUUCCUGAUGCACCAGUAUAACCAUGACAACAAAAGAAGAUUCAUCUCAGAUGACAACACAUAUCUCCUGGCUCUGGAUGGAGACACCGACUUCCAGCCCAAAGCUGUGAUUCUGCUAGUAGACAGGUUGAGGAUGUAUGAGAAUGUAGGAGCAGCAUGUGGUAGAAUCCAUCCAACUGGAAUGGGCCCCAUGGUGUGGUACCAGAAGUUUGAGUAUGCAGUAGGCCACUGGCUCCAGAAGACUUCCGAGCAUGUGUUUGGCUGCGUGCUGUGCAGUCCAGGUUGCUUUAGUCUGUUCAGAGGGUCGGCCUUAAUGGAUGACAAUGUUUUAAAGAGAUACACAACAACUGCGACAAGAGCUGCACAAUAUGUGCAGUAUGACCAAGGGGAGGAUCGUUGGCUGUGUACCCUGUUACUGCAGCAAGGUUGGCGUGUCGAAUACAAUGCCGCGUCAGAUGCAUACACCAACUCGCCGCAGGAGUUCAAAGAGUUUUACAACCAGCGGAGACGAUGGGGACCCUCAACACUGGCCAACACACUGGACCUCCUGCACAGUGGUCAAGAGACAGUGAAGAAAAACACAUCCAUCUCCAGGUUUUACAUCUUCUACCAGAUGUUUGCAGUUGGUUCCUCAAUCCUUGGUCCAGCAUCUGUGACUCUCAUGAUAGCAAGUGCCUUCCAGUUUGUCCUCAAAUUGGAAGGGACAAUUUCCAUCGCCAUCGCAAGCAUUCCUCCUGUGUUGUACAUCAUCGUCUGUUUCGUAGCCAAUUCCAACAAUCAAAUAACCAUCGCUGCAUUGAUGAGUGUUCUGUAUGCAUUCCUCAUGACUGCAUCCUUGUUCUCCAUUAUCGGGGACAUGGUGGUUGAGGGCACCUUCCUGACCCCGACUGGUGUGUUUUUGGUCUCUAUGGCAAUCAUGUACGUGGUGACAGCUAUACUACACCCAAAGGAGUUUGGCGUGAUCGUUUACGGUUUGAUGUAUUUCAUCUGCAUCCCCAGUGGAUAUCUCCUACUGACCAUCUAUUCUUUGGUUAACAUGCACGUCGUCACCUGGGGCACAAGGGAAUCCAACAAGGGAGGUGGAGAACAAAAAAAGAACCAAAAUGUCAUGUGUGACAGAAACUGUAAACUCUGCUGCUGGGACAUGAAGAUACAGAUAACUCAGGAAACAGAGCAUCCGAUGCUUCAACAGAUCAUGGGCCAGAGAGAGCUGACAAUGACUGCCUUAACCAAGCACAAAGAUACUCAAGAGAUUCAGGGUCUUCACACAAAGGAGGAAACUGUAGAAGAAUCUAAGCAACUUGUGACUGACAAACUGAAGAACAAGACAGCAAAAGACAAGGACACAGAUUCCAUUGACAGCAGUGGCAACAGCAUCAACAAAAGGAGCCUGUCAAUGAGUGAAUCUGAUGAGGAGGAUGAGGAUGAGGAUGAGUCAAGUGACACAGUGGGACGUCCAGUCAGUGACUGGGUUAUCCCUGUGAAGGAUCUGUUUUUGAAGAAGCUGAGCUUCGGGAACAUAAAAAGAAAUCUAGAAGAACAUAUACGAUGUGCACUCCCCAACGACAGAUACGAUGAAGUUCGUGAGGAGUUGGUCACAUGUUUAGCGGAGACUCUAAAUACACUGGUCAAUGGAGUGGGGCCUGAAGAUAUUCUGACAAAGAACCAGCUGGCGGAGUUAGAAUAUGCACUAACAGAGCGGGCUCGACGUAUCCUCAAGAACAACAAAAUGAAGCAGCUAGAGAGCAAAAUAAUGAGAGAAAUUGGGAAAACACUCAUCGCCCCUCAGGUGGAAAAACUAGAUGAGGGUGAGGAAGACUUUUGGAACAAAUUAAUCAAGCGCUACUUGAAGCCUAUUGAGAACAACAAAGCACAUGAAGAGGAGGUCACCAGAGAGCUGAAGUCACUGCGCAACAAGGCUGUCUUCCUAUAUUUCAUUAUCAACGUACUGUGGGUGGUAGCCACCUUCUUCCUGCAGGCCAUUGGAAGUGAUGUCAUCAGCAUCAAGAUCCCAAAACUCUACCCAAAUGGAACUGGUUCUGGGGAGUUCCUCAAGGUAGAGCCUCUCAGUUUGAUGUUCCUGUUGUCUUUUGCUGUUCUGCUUAUUCUCCAGUUCCUGGCUAUGUUGUAUCACAGGAUCUACACUCUGAUCCAUGUCGUGUCCUAUCGCAGCAAAGAGAAAGACUACAAACCUGAAGAUGAAGAGGAGGAGGAUGAAGGCCUUAUUAUGGAGAACAUUGUCAUAACUGGUGAUGACUUUUUCCAGUGAUGACCAACUCAGGAUUAACACUGACAUCAGCUGGAGAAGCUAAAUGGUUUAGGGAAUCACUCAUUUAAUGAUGUAGACGUAUAAGUGUUUUAUUUUUUAAUAAUUUUGCUUUUAAAGAUUGUAUUUUUUUCUAUUUGGAGUAUGGCUGAAUAUAUCAGGUCUACAGGCCAAUUAAAUACAGCCUGUACAUCCCAUGAGGUGGAAAACAAAUUAUUCAUGUUUAUUUAAAAAUCCUUUUUUGGUUUGUCUUUUUUUCUUGCAUGUACAUGAAAUCAGACUUUAGAAAAGAUGCAUGUACAGUACUUGAAUGUUUCCUCCAGGAAAUGCUGUAUUUGAACUUGAGUAUCUCGCUGUCAAAUUUCCUGUUUUAUACUGUAAGUUAAAGUGUUAUGCCUAUUUUAAUGUUAUGUUUAGGAUGUUCAGUGUAAUUACAGGUCAAAACUGUAAAAAUACACUUUACAAAGAAGAGAAUUUUCUCGUUUGACUGUGCAAAGCUGGGAUUACUGAAAUUAUUCCAACAGAAGUGUGGAUAAUCUUUGUUUAAAUAAAAUAGUGGUAUAACUGACA
Messenger RNA from Solea senegalensis (Senegalese sole), 5077 nucleotides. RefSeq names its product chitin synthase 1 (gene chs1). Gene Ontology annotation, cellular component: cell periphery; cell septum. Gene Ontology annotation, molecular function: chitin synthase activity. The transcript has 35 exons. NCBI's taxonomy places the organism in Eukaryota, Metazoa, Chordata, Actinopteri, Pleuronectiformes, Soleidae. The record is from RefSeq and is a predicted model, not a curated record. Bases 296 to 4510 code for a protein of 1404 amino acids.